AUGGAUCAAAUCAAGGUUCCCAAGGAGCAGGAACAGAAGGAUACCCGACCUCUCAACGUCGAAGAAUAUCAAAAGAAAUGGGAUCAAAUGCUGGAAGAUACAGCAAAGCAGAUUGAAAAGAUCCGAGAAAAUGAACAAGCGAGAAAGUCAAAUCAAGCCGCGCAGCGAUGA
Messenger RNA from Penicillium brevicompactum, 171 nucleotides. RefSeq lists its product as uncharacterized. The record is from RefSeq and is a predicted model, not a curated record. The coding region runs from base 1 to 171 and encodes 56 amino acids. Lineage: Eukaryota; Fungi; Ascomycota; Eurotiomycetes; Eurotiales; Aspergillaceae. The transcript has 2 exons.